GCAAGCGAAUUCAAGAAUGCCGAGUCAUAAGCAUAAGUAAAAAGCAAUAGUGAGGGAGAAACAAAGUUGUACGUAUUUUCAAGCAAAUAACUUAAUUGCCAUUUUCGAAAAGCUAUUAACUAGGAACAGGCCACAAGAUGACUGUGACCAACAGGAUGGAGAUUGAGACAGCCUACCAAAAGGGCGAAGGCUUUCGAUCGUAUUACAUUCAAAAGAUUGAGGAGCUGCAGCUGAUUGUGGCCGAAAAAAGUCAAAACUUACGACGCCUGCAGGCGCAGCGUAACGAACUAAAUGCUAAGGUUCGCAUGUUGCGCGAAGAGCUGCAGUUGCUGCAGGAGCAGGGCAGCUAUGUUGGCGAAGUAGUCAAACCCAUGGAUAAGAAGAAGGUAUUGGUUAAGGUACACCCCGAAGGAAAAUUUGUUGUCGACCUGGACAAGAAUAUUGACAUUAAUGAUGUGACUCCCAACUGCCGCGUCGCUCUACGCAAUGAAAGCUACACUUUGCAUAAGAUCCUGCCCAACAAAGUCGAUCCAUUGGUCUCACUUAUGAUGGUCGAGAAAGUGCCGGAUUCGACAUAUGAAAUGGUCGGUGGUCUGGACAAACAAAUCAAGGAAAUCAAAGAGGUCAUCGAAUUGCCUGUUAAACAUCCGGAGCUCUUCGAUGCUCUGGGCAUUGCCCAGCCGAAAGGUGUGCUGCUGUAUGGUCCUCCCGGAACGGGCAAAACUCUAUUGGCGCGUGCCGUCGCUCAUCACACCGAAUGCACAUUCAUCCGUGUGUCCGGCUCCGAAUUGGUGCAGAAGUUCAUUGGCGAAGGGUCACGUAUGGUGCGUGAGCUGUUUGUAAUGGCUCGUGAGCACGCACCGUCUAUUAUAUUCAUGGAUGAAAUCGACUCUAUUGGCUCGUCACGAAUUGAGUCCGGAUCCGGUGGCGAUUCCGAGGUGCAGCGCACCAUGUUGGAGUUGCUAAAUCAGCUCGAUGGCUUUGAGGCCACUAAAAAUAUCAAAGUGAUUAUGGCCACAAAUCGUAUUGAUAUUCUUGAUCCAGCUUUGUUGCGUCCCGGUCGCAUUGAUCGCAAAAUCGAGUUCCCACCACCAAACGAGGAAGCUCGUCUCGACAUCCUGAAGAUUCAUUCGCGCAAAAUGAACUUAACGCGUGGCAUUAAUUUACGCAAAAUCGCCGAACUGAUGCCUGGCGCAUCAGGUGCCGAGGUAAAAGGCGUCUGCACCGAAGCGGGAAUGUAUGCAUUACGCGAGCGUCGCGUCCAUGUCACCCAGGAAGACUUCGAGAUGGCUGUGGCAAAGGUGAUGCAGAAAGACUCGGAGAAGAACAUGUCGAUUAAGAAACUCUGGAAGUAAGGCACUCUACCUAUCUGCCUUGCAGUUGAUAAUUACUAUAACCAUUACACUUAUAUUUUAUAUUUGCAUAAGUUCUGUGAAAAUAAAAGCUGAGCAUGCCUCAUAAGUCGCUGUAGAUUUUUGAAAUGAA
This is a messenger RNA of Scaptodrosophila lebanonensis, 1485 nucleotides long. It is a transcript of the gene Rpt6, whose product is annotated as 26S proteasome regulatory subunit 8. The transcript has 3 exons. Gene Ontology annotation, cellular component: proteasome regulatory particle, base subcomplex. The record is from RefSeq and is a predicted model, not a curated record. Lineage: Eukaryota; Metazoa; Arthropoda; Insecta; Diptera; Drosophilidae. Gene Ontology annotation, molecular function: ATP binding; ATP hydrolysis activity; proteasome-activating activity. Gene Ontology annotation, biological process: proteasome-mediated ubiquitin-dependent protein catabolic process. The coding region runs from base 138 to 1355 and encodes 405 amino acids.